Messenger RNA from Dipodomys ordii (Ord's kangaroo rat), 1801 nucleotides. It is a transcript of the gene Znf324, whose product is annotated as zinc finger protein 324. Gene Ontology annotation, molecular function: RNA polymerase II cis-regulatory region sequence-specific DNA binding; DNA-binding transcription factor activity, RNA polymerase II-specific. Gene Ontology annotation, biological process: regulation of transcription by RNA polymerase II. Bases 29 to 1801 code for a protein of 590 amino acids. The record is from RefSeq and is a predicted model, not a curated record. Lineage: Eukaryota; Metazoa; Chordata; Mammalia; Rodentia; Heteromyidae. The transcript has 4 exons.
CCCAGCCGCGGGUCCCGUGGUGGCUCCGAUGGCCGCGGCGAGGGCGGUGACCGAUCCUCCGAGGAGCCUGAUGACCUUUGAGGAUGUGGCCGUGUAUUUCUCCUGGGAAGAGUGGCUGCUCCUGGACGCCACGCAGAAGGCCUUGUACCGCCAUGUGAUGCUGGAGAACUUUGCCCUUGUGACGUCACUGGGUCUGUCUGCCUCCCGACCUCGUGUGGUUGUCCUGAUCCAGCGUGGGGAGGAACCCUGGGUUCUUAGUGAGAUGGAUACAGGUCUGGCUGGCAGCACCGAUGAGAGGCACAUCCUCGGUGCCCGUUCUCUGGUGGAGGACAAGCCUUCUGGACUAGCAGGCCUUCCUCCAGACAGCAUCGGGGGGACUCAGGGGAACGGCUCCGCUGCCAGGGCCUCCCCACCCCCUGGGAGACGGCCUGCUGGGGUGUCGGUCAUCUACUGGGAGCGGCUGCUGCCGGGCGCAGGCCACGAGGAGGGCGUGGGUCUACGGCUGACCUCCCCGCAGAAGCCCCCCGAGGGUGGCCCAACCAGGCCCAAGGUCCUGGCGGGUGGUCGCGCGCGGGGCCGGCGACCUCGGAGGACCCGGCGGCCCAGGCUGGGUGGCCUGGGCUCCGAGGGCGCCUUCCAGCCCGUCCCAGUCCCGGUUCCUGCCCUCGGGGACAUGUGUGCAGGUGCAGCCUGGGCCGAGGCCCCGGGCUGGGCGGCACUGGGCGAGGCGCUGCGGGUUGGGCCGGGGCUCCUGGCCACCGGGGAGGAGGCGCUGCGGGCCGGGCCCGGGCUCCUGGCCACCGGGGAGGAGGCGCUGCGGGCCGGGCCCGGGCUCCUGGCCACCGGGGAGGAGACGCUGCGGGCCGGGCCCGGGCUCCUGGCCACCGGGGAGGAGAUGCUGCGGGCUGGGCCUGGGCUCCUUGCCGCGGGGGAGAAGCCUUUCGAGUGCCGUGCGUGCAGCAAGGUGUUUGUCAAGAGCUCGGACCUGCUCAAGCACCUGCGCACGCACACCGGUGAGCGGCCGUAUGCAUGCGCGCAGUGCGGCAAGGCCUUCAGCCAGACCUCUCACCUGACGCAGCACCAGCGCAUCCACAGCGGAGAGACACCGUAUGCAUGCGCGGCCUGCGGCAAGGCCUUCCGCCACAGCUCGUCGCUGGUGCGGCACCAGCGCAUCCACACAGCCGAGAAGGCCUUCCGCUGUGGAGACUGCGGCAAGGCCUUCAGCCAUGGCUCCAACCUCAGCCAGCACCGCAAGAUCCACGCGGGCGGCCGGCCCUACGCCUGCGCGCGCUGUGGCCGCCGCUUCUGCCGCAACUCGCACCUGAUCCAGCACGAGCGCACACACACGGGCGAGAAGCCGUACGCAUGCGCGCUCUGCGGCGCCGCCUUCAGCCAGGGCUCCUCACUCUUCAAGCACCAACGUGUGCACACCGGCGAGAAGCCCUUCGCCUGCGCACAGUGCGGCCGCGCCUUCAGCCACAGCUCCAACCUCACGCAGCACCAGCUGCUGCACUCGGGCGAGCGGCCCUUCCGCUGUGCUGACUGCGGCAAGGCCUUCGCCAAGGGCGCUGUGCUGCUCAGCCACCAGCGCAUCCACACCGGCGAGAAGCCCUUUGCCUGCGCGCAGUGCGGCCGCGCCUUCCGCGAGCGCCCCGCCCUCUUCCAUCACCAGCGCAUCCACAGCGGGGAGAAGCCCGCGCGCCGGCCCCGGCCCGGGCCUCCAGGAGCUGCGGCCAAGGCCCCGGCUAGCACGGGUCCGGCUGCUGGCGGGAAGGCGGCCCCCCAGCCCGCCGAGGCCUGA